Capsicum annuum is the source of this 756-nucleotide messenger RNA. RefSeq lists its product as uncharacterized. Bases 1 to 756 code for a protein of 251 amino acids. The record is from RefSeq and is a predicted model, not a curated record. The transcript has a single exon. Gene Ontology annotation, molecular function: catalytic activity. NCBI's taxonomy places the organism in Eukaryota, Viridiplantae, Streptophyta, Magnoliopsida, Solanales, Solanaceae.
AUGAAUGCACUGAUAUGGAAUAUUAGGUCAGUGAACACUCAAAAAGCGUUCACUAGACUAAUAAAUAUGCAGAAAAGACAUCACUUUUACUUUAUUGGGCUCAUGGAACCAUUUCAAGAUAAGCAACAGUUAGAGAGGUAUAGAAGAAAGCUGGGUUUGAAGUAUGCUAUCGUAAAUACCAAUGGAAAAAUUUGGUUCUUUGUGGAUGAAUGUAUAGAUGUGGAAGUGAUAAAUGAUAAUGAUCAACAGAUUACCUGCAGGCUAAUGAACCAGGAAAGUAAUACUGAAAUGCUAGUUACUUUGGUUUAUGCUAAAUGUACGCAAACUGAGAGACUUCAAUUAUGGGAUUCUCUAUUUCAGGUAUCUCUUAAUCUUCAAAUUCCUUGGCUAGUAGGAGGGGAUUUUAAUGUCAUUGUUAAUGAGCAGGAAAAAAUGGAAGGUCUUCCCGUUACAGAAGAGGAGACAACAGAUUUUAACCACUGUAUCAAUACAUGUGUAUUGGAAGAUAAGGGGUUUAAAGGAAGCAAAUUUACCUGGUGGAAUGGUAGAACGGAUGAUGAUUGCAUCUUCAAAAGACUUGAUAGGGUAUUAUGUAAUGAGAAGAUCCAAGAAUUGUUCCCGAAAAUAGAAGUGGAGCAUUUGAUUAGAAGUGGUUCUGAUCAUGCACCAAUGUUGAUUUCAUGUAGCACUGAGGUUGAGCAAAUAACUAAAAGUUUUAGAUUCCUAAACUUUUGGUUAAAGGAAGUUCGUUCAUGA